AUGGUGAGUCCUGCGGUGCCCUCAGAGCUCAGUAGGCUACUGAGGGAACCAGGGGGCCCCCUUCAAUGCAAACCCCUUAACAGAACGCACCUAGGGGCCCCCCAACAGAGUGCUGAGGAGCCAUUGGGACCCGACGGGACCCCGUGGGGCCCCAAGGGGCCCCAGGUGGGCUCAUGGGGUCCAAGGGGCCCCGGGGGGCCGAGGGGGGCCCAAGGGGCCCCAGGGGGGCUCAAGGGGGGAAUAAGUGCACCAAUAAUGAAGACAGCAGCAGCAGCAGCAGCUGCAGCAGGAGCAGCAGGAGCAGCAGAGCAGCAACAUCAGCAGCUGCAGCAGCAGUACGAACAGCAUCAAACGAAUCGACAGCAGCAGCAGCAGCAACAGGAUAAAGAGCAGCACCAGAAGCAGCACGAACAGCUGAAGCAGCGUCAACAGCAGCAGCAUCAACAGCAGCAGCAGCAGCAGCAGUAG
This is a messenger RNA of Eimeria mitis, 468 nucleotides long. RefSeq lists its product as uncharacterized. Bases 1 to 468 code for a protein of 155 amino acids. Lineage: Eukaryota; Apicomplexa; Conoidasida; Eucoccidiorida; Eimeriidae. The transcript has 2 exons. The record is from RefSeq and is a predicted model, not a curated record.